AUGGAGGGCGAUCGCAGCUAUUCAGCAUAUCGGCCACCACCAAGUAUUGCAGUUGAAGAUAAUGUCAGACUGCUGAGUAGCAAAGAUCCACUGGGAACCCAAACCACCACCACCACGGCAAUGGAGCGCGCUUCUUACUUUCGAGGGCGGCAUUCCAGAGGAAACUCCAGAGACGAACGGCUAAGAUCCAUCGACGAGAGCGAAAGCAUGCGGGCCGAUGUGUUUGAAUUGGUAGAGCCUCUAACACCGGCUAAAGCUCGUCGACCGAGCCCCGGUCCGUCCAGUGCCUCGUCAAUGUUCCGCCGAUUGACCACCAAAUACGCCCCGUUGUCGAGAUCCAACUUCCGAUCCGCCAAGCGCUCGCAUGGCCGGCAGUAUGCUACCUUGGAUGACGCCGACGCGGACCAGGUGUCGGUGGACAUUUCGUCGCUAGCAGGCAUGGGCUGGGAACUCACGGAUCUGUCGAAUGCGGACGUGGCCCUUCUUCAAGAUAGCGAGACGGCAUAUGUGCGGCCCAGUCAGAGGAGAGGGAAGCCUGAUUUCCGGUCGUUUGUCGAAAAGCGCCGUUCAGUUGGGGAAGGCAUGAGAGACAUUGGCGUCCAGCUUCGGCGGGAUCCCACCAAGGUGGGGAGAAGUUCGUCGGGAGGAGGCCCCCGGAGUGCUUACAGCACGGGUGUCGACCGAACCAAGACGGUGCGCGAUUUCGGGCAGAAUCUCGCGCAGGAGAAGAACAUGAUUGUCGAAGUCGAGGAGGUGGUCGACUUGAGUUCUUUGGAGGGUGGUCACACCGACAAUCGAGCGAGCCAGACGUUCGAAACCACGUCGGCCAGGAACAGCACCCUGCCACAACAGACCAAGAGCUACUUCUUCCCUGAGGAUCCGGAUAUCCCCAAUUGGAAGCCUCGGUCCAUGAGCAGCAUCUACAUUUUGUGUCUCAUAGUGCUUGCUUUGGGCCUGGCGGGAUUCCAGGAGUUUCUGUGUCAGCGAUCUCUCGAGAGCGUCAAACGGAACAGCGGGCUCCUUGCGUUCAAUCAUGUGGCGGAAAUAUCGACGUGGGACUUUUUCGCCUGGAAAUAUCUUCCCACCAUGGUCACCAUCGUGUAUGCCGUUCUGUUCUCCAUCAUGGACUUUGACAUUCGCCGCCUUGAACCGUUCUACCAACUUUCACGACCGCGCGGAGCCCGGGCCGCAGCGAGCUUGAACUUGGACCAUUUGACCAUGUUUCAAUAUUUUGUCCCCUUCAAGGCGUUUCGGCUCAAGCAGUGGGCCGUCUUCUUCUCCACCACAGGCAACAUUAUCGCGUCCAUGGCUGCACCGGCCUUACAGAACCCUUCCAUGACAUUUGACACCAAUCCGAAAUGCAAGGAUGGCCCUUGUGCCGAUCCCGACGAGAAGCAGUAUUGGGUUCGCGUGUCCACGGUGUGGUCUCGAUUGUUGUCGGCGAGCUACGUCGUCGUGGCCUUGAUAUUGAUCAUUCUGUUCCUCCAACUGCGCCGGAAAUCUGGCCUUCUGAGCGACCCCAAAGGCAUCGCGGGCAUUGCGUCCAUGGCGACUCGGUCGCACAUUCUUCAGGAUUUUGCCGGUCUAGACGUGGCGGACCGGAAAGAAAUCCAUAAGCGGCUGCAGCACCGGCGAUACCUGCUGUACAAAUCAUCCAUCUGGCAAGGUGAAUGGAGUGAGACCAUUGAGCCGAUCCAGGAAAGCGAGAAAAAACUGACGAGUCCGCAUCCGGUCAUGCUCCGGACCGUGGCCGCCAUUCCCUUCCUUCUAUUCAUGGGCCUCUUCCUUGUGGCAGUGCCCAUCAUCACGUUGACCAAGGCCAAUGUAAUUCCCAAUGCAGCUCCAUGGCUGCCUAUUGUUGUCGCCACAGGAUUGAAGUUGUUCUUCAGCACGUUUGAAUCGGACGUGCGGCUUAUGGAACCAUUCUAUCAGCUGUCCAAGGGCAACGCAAGACCAGAGAACAGCCUGACACUCGACUACCAGGCCACCGUGUAUGGCUGGAUGCCGUUCCGCGCGCUCUGGAAGGGACAUUAUUUAGUGGCCCUGGUCGGGUUUUCUUCAGUUGCGCUGGAUGUCCUCACGGUGACUGUCGGUUCAUUCUCUGUCAAUGCAAAGGACUUUAUGAGCCUGGGCGGUAAGGCGAAGGACGUGUCAUUCGGUGACGAGACAUUCAUCUCAUUCUGGGCCUCGCUCGUUCUGUCCUUGGUCAUUCUAGUGUUUGUUAUCUUCACGACCUCGCUGGUCUACCUGCGGCGUCGGCAUCCGUUCUUGCCCCGCGAACCAUCGACCAUUGCGGCCGUCCUGUCCUUUAUCUAUGCCAGCAACAUGCUGACCGACUUCAUUGACACUGAGCGCCUGAACAACAAGCAGAUGGAGGUGAGACUCAUGACUCUGGGCAAACGAUAUGCCCUGGGUUGGUUCCGUGGAAGAGAUGGUCAGAUCCACUGCGCCAUCGACGAGGAGCCGAUGAAGAGCAAGUAUGUGCAUGGGAAGCCGUAUACUAUGGCACAGGCCGGACCGCUGCAGCCUCAUGAAACAUUUUAUUCUGUGUAG
Molecule: messenger RNA, 2553 nt
Organism: Capronia epimyces CBS 606.96
Lineage: Eukaryota; Fungi; Ascomycota; Eurotiomycetes; Chaetothyriales; Herpotrichiellaceae
Exons: 2
Coding region: 1-2553 (850 amino acids)
Source: RefSeq, a predicted model, not a curated record